This is a messenger RNA of Lemur catta (Ring-tailed lemur), 2457 nucleotides long. RefSeq names its product lin-52 DREAM MuvB core complex component (gene LIN52). The coding region runs from base 13 to 510 and encodes 165 amino acids. The transcript is spliced from 6 exons. Lineage: Eukaryota; Metazoa; Chordata; Mammalia; Primates; Lemuridae. Gene Ontology annotation, biological process: regulation of DNA-templated transcription. The record is from RefSeq and is a predicted model, not a curated record. Gene Ontology annotation, cellular component: DRM complex.
UGCGCGAGGGGCAUGGCUAUCAUUAGGGGCGGGGCCAGGCAAAGAUUGCCCUAUGGGGCGGGGAAACAGAGGGGGCUGGAGUUGAUGAUAGGAUUUCUCUUUGGGGGCGUGGCCUAUGGAUCCUCGCUUUCCCGCCGACGGUUGGUCACGUCACGUGACGUGGGUUGGAAGAUGGCGUCUCCCACAGACGGAACAGAUCUGGAAGCAUCUUUGCUAAGUUUUGAAAAACUUGACCGUGCCUCACCAGAUCUUUGGCCAGAACAAUUACCAGGUGUUGCUGAAUUUGCAGCUUCCUUCAAAAGUCCUAUUACUAGCUCUCCACCCAAAUGGAUGGCUGAGAUAGAACGUGAUGAUAUUGACAUGUUGAAAGAACUGGGGAGCCUCACCACGGCUAAUUUGAUGGAGAAGGUACGAGGCUUACAGAACCUGGCCUACCAGCUGGGGCUGGAUGAGUCCAGAGAGAUGACACGGGGGAAAUUCCUCAAUAUUCUAGAGAAGCCCAAGAAGUAGCAGCUGUUUGUGGACAGGAUGUCCUGGGAACUGUAACCAAGCUCCCUUCCCAGUGCAGCUCUGACGAUGCACAACUCACUGCUUCCUCAGGAGAGGCCCAGGGUGUACCUUCAGGACCGCCCCUCUCCCCUGGCACGCUGUGCCUCUGAGGACACUCGGCAGCAAGAGAAGAAUCUGCUCUACCCAAGGAUCACUGCAGUUAUUCAGCUUCCACGCUUUGACCUUCUUAGCCUCGGAUAUUGGUACCACCAGAGGGCAUAUCAUUCUCAAAGAUGAAAGUCCUGCUUUAUCAUUUCCGGAAGUGAUUCAGGAGCCCCAGGAUCUUAUAGUUGAUUUGCUUCAGUGAUGGCAAAGUCAUGUGUGACAUUUUGAUUGAAUGGAUUCUUUUGAGUUGUACUUGAUCUCUUAGGAAGUAUUUAUGAUGCGAGGAGACCAGAUUCUGGAUCAGACCAUGCAGUCUGACCUGUGAACUCUCCAAUAUAUACUAGGUUCCAAGAAUCCCCAGCUGGAGAAACCAGAAUCUGCUCAAAAUGUACACCUGCUUUUUAAACUCUGCGCCUCUAAUGACAGUCCCAUCCCCUGAUGCCUUCCAUCCCCACCUCCCAGCCCCACUUUCCAGUUCUGACUCCAGGCAAGGGGAUCCCUGAGGAGUGAGUUCCUCCUGGAAUUAGCUUGUGUAGUAAAAGGCCCAUGCAAGGUUGCAUGGGGUUCCAGACCUCAAGACCAAUCUGAAGGUGACAGGAAGACUUUUAAGUUCUAGCUAAUCUGUUACAGAUUCAAGCAAGAAAGUCAGUAUGGCCUGAAAGAUAGGAGAAUGGGGUGGCUCAUGGCAGUUCCCAUUUGGUUGAAAACUAGAGGCUGAAAUUGACCUUAAAGGAACAUGCUAUGGGAUGUGGCAGUGCUUUGUCCCUUCUUACAGCACAUAUCAGAUACUUCACCUGUUUAACAGAAACACACACACACACACACAAGAAAGAGAAAGAAAAUUUCCUGACUUAUAUAUAACUCUCAUGGAGUUCUUCACCAGUUAUGUGUCUCUGUGUUAACACCUGAAAAUCUAGCCCAUGGAUAAAAUAGAUUAUACAUGUUCUCCAUAUUUGUCUUAUAAGCCAGCCCCCAGCAUCUGAUGUUUUGAGAAGUGCAUAGAGUUUUCUAAACUUUGUGAAAAGAAUAUCCCUGUGACAAUAGUCUGAUGGUAUUUGGACACAAGAAAAGUUGUGGUCAAGUUUUUGGUCAUGAGUGUCUGUGCUAGACCACAGCACUCUUAAAUUUAACAGCUGGUCCAUUAACCAUUUUCUGACGUUUGUGCCUUGUUCCCAUGUUAGAAUUAAUGUUGGAUUUUUCUCUCAUUUGUGCCAUUUGACCAUCCAUGCAGUUUUACGUAUUGAAAGGAAAAAUUGAACACAGGACACAGAGGAUGAGGAUGAGAAGUAAAACAUUCUGCUGGGAUGCUACAUAGAAGGUUAGGUUGUAGAGUCUUUGAUUUCAACUUAAGCUUACUGUUGACAUUUCUUUAUCUCAUUAAACACGGUUGAAGUGGGUGUGUGUGUGGCCAAAAAAUAGUGCCAUAAUGUCAAAUUCUUCCUUUGCUCUGUUUUUGAGAGUUGAUGGCAUCAGGCACUUUUAAAUGUUUGGGGAAAUUGAUUGGGAUACCUCCCCCAAACCAACUCAAGUCUGUAACCAGAAGCCAGGUAGUUGGUUUUCUGGUCUGCUUUGUCCUCCUCCUUUUACUGUCAUCUUAUUCACCAGCACUUAAUGUAAGUAGAUGUUUUAGAAUUGCAAUAUUUAUUGGUUUUGUAUUUGUUGUCCUUAGAAAUGUUAAUGAUGUAUUUUUAUAUUGAUAAUAUAAAUUUAUGUACAGUGUGUAUGUGUAUGUAUUUCAGGAUGUUAGAGGAUUGUACUUUGUAUGUGAUGGUUUCUAUGUCUUCAUAAUAAAUGUCCCUUUUA